Pocillopora verrucosa is the source of this 5981-nucleotide messenger RNA. RefSeq names its product fibronectin type III domain-containing protein-like. The record is from RefSeq and is a predicted model, not a curated record. Lineage: Eukaryota; Metazoa; Cnidaria; Anthozoa; Scleractinia; Pocilloporidae. Gene Ontology annotation, cellular component: plasma membrane; axon. Gene Ontology annotation, biological process: cell-cell adhesion; axon guidance. Gene Ontology annotation, molecular function: protein binding.
UCAGGUCUGUACGGGAUUUGAAUCCAUGACCUCUGCGAUUCUGGUGCCGUGUUCUACCAAAUUUGAGUGAGCUUUCAAGUCAGCAAGGAGCUGGUCAUUGUGUUGGCGCUAUAAACACGUGAAGUGAUGAAUCGAUGACUAAGAAUAUAUGGAAAUCAUAUGAGUGAACUCACGCGGCGGAUUAACAAAUGAAUAUGAGAGUGAUGUUCGCAGUGAUGAACACAACUUAAGCAGUAGUGAAAAUAAGCCCUGAAAAAUUCACCUGUCUUCAAGAGCUUUCAAGCAUGAUAAAAGGCACAAGUCAUCAAUCCUCCACAAUGCGGUGUUUGGGUUUAUUACUUUGGAUUUUUAGCAUCGCAACUCUGGCAAAUGGUCAAAGUGUAUCGCAGCCACAAUCUCCCCCCCCCAGAAUUGUAAAUUUCUUGACAGGGAAUUUGCUCAAGCCAGAAGACGUCAAGUUUGGCAAAGAAUUUAAUGCUGCUAAGAACUGGGGCUUCAGACUACCAUGUGAUGCACAGGGUGCCAACAAAUUAGAAUGGAGAUGGCAGCAGAAUGGAACUGAUAUAAUUUUUCCUAAUGGCCAAUAUAAGCUUAACGAUGAUGGUUCAUUGACUGGAAAUUUCCUUACAGCUAAAAAUAGUGGGAAUUACCAGUGUUUUGUUAAGGACCCCACAACCAACAAAGAAACAUUCAGUAGAAAGGUGCAAGUAGCAGUAACAUAUGUUGAAGAUUUUGCUAAUAAAGACCCCAUCCGGUUGAGCGUGACUCUUGGAGAUCCUUUGAAAAUUGAUUGCCCGCCAAAUGGUGGAAGUUAUGGUGCUUCAUAUACCUGGGCAAAUAAAGACAACAUUCAGCUUAACAGAGAUGGACAUAUAGCGAUAACCCCAGUUGGUACACUGCAUAUCAUGUUUCUAACUCAAGCUGAUGUGGACAAAAUCUCAGAAUUAAAAGGAAUUGCUUGUACCAUUGUUGCAGCAAAUUCUAUCUUCGAAUCUGGCCUUGUGACUUUGGAUCCUCAAGCUGGAUCUGUGCAAGAAAAAGCACCUUCCUGGGAAUCAUCUUCAUUGUCAAAAAGUUCGGAGAUAGCUGUUGAGGGAAGAAACAAGACCCUUUACUGUCUGGCCCUUGGAAGGCCUGCCCCAAAGAUAACCUGGAAGAAAAAUGGUCAGCAAAUUAUAAAUGGGGAAAAUAACUACGACAUUCCAGACCUGUUCUUUGGACGACAAUUGACCAUCAUGAAUGUAAAGAAAGACAAACACGAAUCUCCACAGUACUCAUGUGAGGCAGAGAAUAAAAUGAACAGUGGAAACCCUUUGAAACACAACAUAGAGCUGAAAGUUGAAGCUGCUCCACGUUGGCGUCUCAAAGCUCCUGCAGAGAAGUUAGAGGUGGAUAUUCAAGGAAACGGGACGUUGCUUUGUGAUGUAUAUGCUGAUCCUGUGCCAUCUUUCUCGUGGUAUAAAGAUGGAACAAGGAUUGUGUCAUCAAAUACUAAUGUCAAAAUAGAAAAUGAAAAGUUGAGGAUUGAAAAUGCUCGAAUGCAGGAAGAUGGUGUUUACCAGUGUGUUGCAGAAAACGUCCAUGGUAUGGUUGUGUCAUCUACUUGGAUUUAUAUCCGCGCUAAAAAACCAACGUUUGACCCAACUAGUGGUCCGUUUUACCUGUUCAAGAAUAGUCAAGGCGUUCUUAAAUGCGAACCAGAAGCAGCACCUCCUCCAACCUUCAAGUGGUACAGGAAGGGUACGGAGCUCAAAACAGGCGGGCGCUACACAGUUCAGAAGGAUGGCGUCUUGUUGAUCAAUGAUGUUACUGAAGAUGAUGCGGGCAAUUAUCGUUGUGUAGCCGAGAACUUCUUGGAUAAGGCUGAAUAUAAUGGAGUAGCGACUGUUUAUGAAAGAACAAGAAUUACAGUGCGACCGGAGGACAAGAUUGUUCCGGAACGCGUCAAUAUCGACCUUCGUUGCCGCGCAGAGUUCGAUAAAAGACUGGAACUAAAGUACUACUGGAAGAGAGAUGAUGCAAUUAUUAAAUUCAACUCCAAGAUGGAAUGGCUGGAAGGAGAAAACGUUUUAAAAAUCUCCGAUAUAAGUGUUAACGAUGCUGGCGUUUACACCUGUGUCGCUUACACACCUGAACCUAAGAAGUCGGAAGACCAGGCGUCAGCCACAGUUAACAUUAAAGGAGUUCCAUUUCCUCCAACCAACCUCGAAAUAAAUAAGGAAACGUGCAUCAAUCGGACAACAGUACUCAAAUGGACAACCAGCGCUUCAAAUGAUGCUCCCAUUCUACACUUCCUGAUUGAACAGGAAUCGAAUCAUGAACCAGAUGUGUUCAUUUUCCUCCACAAUGUAACAAAUCCUAAUGCAACAUCUGUCGUGCUUAACCUUACUGGCUGGUCGACCUUGCGCUUCCGCAUGAGAGCUGUGAACAGCUUUGGCCCAAGUCGCCCUAGUUUACCCACAGGGGCUGGAAGUUGUAAAACAUCUCAGUCAGCUCCAGAGAAAUUCCCAGAGAACUUGCGUGGAGUACCAAAGAAGGCCGGUGAACUUGAUAUUGCUUGGACGCCUAUGCCGAAGGUCUAUUGGAACGGUCCUGGGUUUUACUAUAUAUUGGAGUACAGAAAAGUCGUAGAAUCGGCGAAUGAAGAUUCUCCUGAUCAAUGGAAAUACGCCAGACUGCCUGAUCAAGCUUCAACCUUUAAAGUCGACAAUCCUGGGUACUAUGAGCUUUGGGAGUUUAGAAUUCGCGCCGGAAACAACUUGGGCCCAGGACCCUUCAGCGCCAUCGAACGAUCCCGUUCUGGCCAAGAUCCACCUGAGGGACAACCAAAGAACGUAGCGGUGCAGAUUGUACAGGCACGCAGUGCGAAGCUUUCAUGGGAGCCUGUUGCUGCCCCGUCCAGAGGAAGUGUCGAUGGAUAUAGGAUUUUUUACUGGGGCACAAGCCUCCUGGCAAAUGCAAGGAGAAGAAGACGAGCCAUUCCAAGCUAUGCGAACUCUACAGAUGUCAAGGGGCGAACAACUUCUGAAACGACAGUUUUCGACCUGAAACCCUACACCUCGUACACAAUGGCAAUCAAAGCUUUUAACAGCGGAGGGGAGGGCCCAGCGAGUGAUGAAAUAGAUCUUGCAACACUGCAGGAUGUUCCUGGACGCCCGGCAGAUGUGAAAGUGUUCGCAUUUGCGUUGUAUAUCCUGAUCACAUGGAAACCACCUACAGAACCUAAUGGAAUCAUUACAAAUUACCAAGCGGGAUCUGCUAAGUACACUGGUUCAGAGCCUAAGGAUACUCCAGUGGAGAUGACACAGUUAGCAGCGUCGAAGAGGAGGCACCUUAUUGGACAACAAGAAGAACUGACAAACUAUGUUGUCGAAAUACGAGCCAAGACCGAACCGGGUUACGGUGAAAGUGUAAGAAUAGCCACAAGAACAGUCAAAAUUUCUCCACCUGCCAAACACAAUGCUCCCACGGUUGAACCAACAGGAAUCGACAAAGUCAGGGUUAUUUGCGAGAUCGCUGUUGGUGGAGGAUAUACACAUGAAUUCCUGGUUCAGUACCGACAGAAAUUGGAGGGUGAAGAGUUUGUGAACUCAUCUUGGAUUAAUUACUUGGGUGGCGACUUGGAUCUGGAGAUUGGUAAUCUGGAGUCUGCCUUGUACCAGUUUAGGACCAUCGGCAGAAAUGAUCAGGGAGAAAGUCCGCCGAGUGGCAUCACUGAAGCCAGACCCAUCCCGGGAAUUGUGGCUGGCAAGAGAUCAACUACUCCUAUACACCAGAGCGCUUGGUUUAUUGCCUUGUUGGUUCUUAUUGCCAUUCUCCUCAUUGUGCUGCUUAUAUUUGUCCUUUACACCCGUCGCCGUGGAUCAAAAUACCCAGUUGGUAAACGCGAGAAGAAACGAGCCGCUCAUCUCAUCGACCGGGAAUCAUUCGAUGAAGAAGAAGGUCCCUACCAACACCAAGGGGAUGAAAAUCCCCCACCCUACCAGAGUCAGGGCUCAUUGGAUAAACGGGAUAGUGACCGGGAUAGCCUGGACGACUACGGCGAGGGACCACAGUUCAACGAAGAUGGGUCCUUUAUAGAGGAAUAUGGGGACGAGAAAAAACCACCAGCGGACGAGAAAGACCAGUCUGCAUUUGCGACAUUCGUUUGAGGACAUUUCUGUAGUGUACCAGUGUUGUUUGGUGAUCCCAAAAAGUAAGCUGGGUACAGUUUGUCAAUCAUGAUCUUUGAAAGCUUAAGACCGCUGACUCAGUAGUCAAAGAAAACGCUUAGUUAAAAAGACGAAUUGUGGCUCGUCCCCAAUCGUAAAUGGCUGUUCUGAUAGAAGACAUUCAACCAUUCUUAGGGUAACUACUAAUGCGACGGCGAUUCUUAGCACCCUCUUUUUUUGUAUAAGACGUUUUAGAUGACGUAACCCUUUAACUCCCAAACUCUGAUCGUUAAUUCUCUCCUUUGCUUCCAAAAAAUUUCCUUUUAAAUAAGUUACGAGAAUUUAAUGUUUGGGAGUUUAAGGGUUAAACGUCUCAGGUGUGAAAACAGUCAGAGCCAUUAACGGAAUAUUUGGCGACUUUAAACUUAUCAAUUUUGUUGUUUUCAAUGAAUUUGAGUUUCUAAAACGAAUUGUUAAAAAAUCAGUGUCGUUAGGUAGUUUCAAAUUAACUCCAGAAAGCUCUCUGAGAAAAGAAAUUAGUGGCGAUACGUGGCAGUACGUCGCAAACUGAAUGCUUAUCAUUUGCUUGUAAGCAGAACAUAACUGCUAAAGAGGCUGUAUGUUAUUACCGUAAUUAAGUGUUCUAAUAAGAGCUGUUAGAAGUUCGACCUCGUUUGAGGACGGUAAAUGAAUAUUCGAAUCGUAUUUUAUUUUGCUUUAAGUUUCGAAGAUGCGCUCAAGGUGUGUCAAAGAACAACGGGCAACCGUGAAAUGACGCGAAGGAAAAGCUGUGUUAGCCCGUCCAUCGUAUCUAGACUGCAUUUGUUUUAGUUCUUUAUUGCGAGUCGCCGGUCGCCAGUCUGAUAGCAGGAAAAACAGGAAGAGGUGUUUCUUCCAAGAGAAGUCCAGUUAGGUUAAAAUUCUGUUCAAUUUGUUUUCACACGUUGUUAAGAAGCAGCAGGCAAAAGUCAGCAUAUUUAUUCUAAUUAUUGAAAGCGAUAUAGUGUAAAUUGCCAAAAUUCGUAGUUAGUCGUACUGUCGAAUGCUCUGUGCAUUGUUAAGUCAGUUGUAAAGAAGUUAGGUUGAUCUUGGACUGUAAUUUUGUUUGUUUCGGUGACGCAUCUUAGGGGCUUCGUUUCAAUUUUUUUUCUUGGUAGGGUGGCGGUUUAUAUUCAUUUUUUUUUUAUUCAUUCAAUGCGUACCUUUUGCUAUUAAAAAAAAAGUACCUUCUUGUAAAGUUUGAUUUUUUCCUUUUUAUUCACGACGUAGCAAUGUAUGAUGGAAAAUCACAGUGUUUUUAUACUGAUCAACCUGCACGUCAUGAAUUUCUUAUUUCCUUUUGGAGCGUGUCUUAGUUUCUCUCAACUUGGUAGUAUCCAGCAGAGUUAAUAGAUAACAUUAAAGAAGUAUCAUUUCAUUUCACCGCCAUCUACCAGCUUACGUUAGACCACUGUGAUAAAGUUACAUAUCUUGUGGUUAGAUAAAUAACCUAACAUUGUCGUUUAUUUCUGAUCCUCAGUUUUAAGUUGCGGUACUUCUAUUAUUUUUAAGUUUUUACGAUGUCAUCGAGCAGAUUUCACCGGAAAGUAGCAGCAUUCUGGGAGUGUAUUUCCCGUCCCAGUCAACCCUCACCCCCUCCUCCCCCAGACUUUAUAACGUUCCCGUUAAGGAAAAACGUUUUUGAAAUUAAAAAACGCCCCAUCCUCCCGUUGUCGAAAAGUUGCUGUUACUUGAAGGUGUUCAUACUCUGGUUAUUUAAUAAGGGAUGUAAAUGUUCUUUUAAAAAUAGGGAACUGUUGUUUUAUAGAAAUAAAGUUGUUUGAGCUUGUA